UUCUUGGGCAAUGCGUGCUUCCUGCUGUCGGGUGGCGGGCGGCUGAACGGACUGGCAAAUGGCCGGAUGGCGAGUACCGAUGGUGAUCUUUCUGCGCGAUGAAAACUGCCGCCUGUAAUCCACUGAAAAGAAAGUCUACCAGUAGUUCUACUCCGAGGACACCUGUACUGUCCAUAAGUGCAAGAAAAAUUAAAGAUAAUGCAGCAGACUGGCACAACCUAAUGAUGAGAUGGGAAACCUUGAAUGAUAAUGGAUUUUCUAUUGCCACCAAGAUUGUGAACAUCAAAAAUGCUACACGGUUUAAUGACAGCAAAUUGGAGAUAGAACACGAUGAUCCCUCUGACUGUGAAAGACUGCCACAUGACUGUAAUAUGGAACUGGAGCAGCGUUGUACAGAACUACUUGGGACUUUUAAAAAUUUGGCCAAAAUACAUGAGAAAAUGGAAAAACUGUGUUCAACAACUAAAGGGGUCUGUGACUUAGAAACAUACCAUAAUGCAAGAGAACACAAGGGACCAUUAUUUCACACGUGGCCUGUUUCCUAUUUCUAUGAUGUGUCUGUCAAGCUCUUAGACAUGUAUUCACAAGAACUAAAACUCAAGCAAACCAUUGUGGAAGAAAUUGCUCAUACUGCUGACCAGGAUCUACUGAUGGUCUAUUUAUCAUCAUGGUUGUAUCAGCCCUACAUUGACAACAGCAACAUAGUCCUGUUAGAAAGUAUGUUGUUAGAAACAGGGCACAGGCAGCUCUAAUCUUACCUAUUUGAAAUAUCAUCUUAAUCUUAAACCUUCCUUUAAGUAGCAAGAGAAACAGUCCUAAUAAGGUUACAGAUUUGUGAUUUUUAUUACUCUGUAUUUACUUGCAUCUUAUUUUUAAUAAAAUUCUUGCAUUUUUAUGAUUUA
Molecule: messenger RNA, 902 nt
Organism: Candoia aspera
Lineage: Eukaryota; Metazoa; Chordata; Lepidosauria; Squamata; Candoiidae
Gene: CINP
Product: cyclin dependent kinase 2 interacting protein
Exons: 5
Coding region: 99-752 (217 amino acids)
Source: RefSeq, a predicted model, not a curated record